This is a messenger RNA of Lodderomyces oxycetoniae, 2397 nucleotides long. RefSeq lists its product as uncharacterized. Bases 1 to 2397 code for a protein of 798 amino acids. Lineage: Eukaryota; Fungi; Ascomycota; Pichiomycetes; Serinales; Debaryomycetaceae. The record is from RefSeq and is a predicted model, not a curated record. The transcript has a single exon.
AUGACUGAGGUGACGGUGACGGCGUCAGGUCGUAACGACGUAGAUGACUUUUUAUCCAGUCUUUCACAAUUAUCUCAGGAGAAGCUUAAAGAGGACCGUCAACGCCAACGAAAUUUACAGCGUGACAUUGAUGAGUUGAGAUCACGACUGAAUAGCUCUUCUCCGACUAAACAAGAAUAUCAAGUUACAAACACAAGGGUAAUGUCUCCGUAUAACAUGAAUGUACCCGACUUGAAGUUCAAUCGCUCACUACCUAGAAAGGCUGACAAUGGUGCUGGUGAUGGUAAUAAUACCAAGGAUAGUACGAGUGUAUUUCGUCGACAAGCGGUAGACAAUGACGGAGAAGACAAAAGUGAUACAAGACCUAGGUUACCAGGAAGACGGGACCAAUCGAGUGACCAACUGGGUGACAGAAGUGAAGUACCUGUAUUACCAAGAAGAUGGGACCAACCAGGUGACAGAAGUGAAGUACCCGCAUUACCAAGAAGAUGGGAUCAACCAGGUGACAGAAGUGAAGUACCUGCAUUACCAAAAAGAUGGGACCAACCAGGUGACAGAAAUGAAGUACCCGCAUUACCAAGAAGAUGGGACCAACGAGGUGACAGAAAUGAAGUACCUGCAUUGCCAAGAAGAUGGGACCAACGAGGUGACAGAAAUGAAGUACCUGCAUUGCCAACAAGGCGAGUUCAUGAUGAAGACUCUCCCAAACUACCAAGACGACUACUGAAACCGUCGUUUGGACUAAUGCAACCUGUUGCUAGAAAAGAGCAAUCGCCAUCACCGACUAGAUCGAAUCAGAAUGAUAAAAAACAAAAGGGGAACUUGUCAUCUGUGGAGGGCAACUCUUUUCGUCGAAUGGAAUACAUGAUAAAGGCUGGAGAAAGAGAAGAAGGCAACUCCACCAAAGAAAUGGCUCAACCAGGAUUGGUGGUGGGGGAAAAAGUAAAGGAAAAACCUGUAAAACCAGAUUGGCUUACUUCAUUGGCAUCGGCAAAAUCAACAGUCUCAACACCGCAAUCAGUGAAAACCACAGGACCCAUUUUCAGUCCUGUGAGGCCCAAGCCUACUAGCUGGCUCGAUAGCGCGGUUAGUAAGUCACCCGAAUCAAAGCCAAAACCUGUAUUGUAUCCAGUUAUAAAACCUAAUAAACCAGCCCAUUUAUCAAACAAAAUUGAAAACGCAAAGUUGAAAAAGGGUAAAAACGAUGAUGAAGAAGUAAAGCCAGAGUUUUUAGACGCUUUACUGAAACUUAACAAACCAAACAGUCUAUUGAAUAAGUGUGGAAAACCUCAACCAACUACGAGGUCUCAACCUGUAUUGAAAUUGCAAGAAUCACCAUUGGAGUUUCAAAAGAAAGUCAACUUAAUGACGAAAUCAAAACCACCAGCAGUACCUGCAAAACCAAAGCUUGCCACAAAUUUGAAGGUAAAGGAGUUCGAGGAGAAGGAUGCUAGUGAAGUACGAUCCAAGUUACAGAAAAUGUCUCCGGGGAAACUCGAAAAGACUUUAAAUACGCCUCAGAAGAUAAAUUACGAAGAGAAAGAUGCUAGUGAAGUACGAUCCAAGUUACAGAAAAUGUCUCCGGGGAAACUCGAAAAGACUUUAAAUACGCCUCAGAAGAUAAAUUACGAAGAGAAAGAUGCUAGUGAAGUACGAUCCAAGUUACAGAAAAUGUCUCCGGGGAAACUCGAAAAGACUUUAAAUACGCCUCAGAAGAUAAAUUACGAAGAGAAAGAUGCUAGUGAAGUACGAUCCAAGUUACAGAAAAUGUCUCCAGUAAAACUCGAAAAGACAUUGAGUACAUCUCAAAAAACAAAUUUUGAGGAGCAAGAUAGUCAAAUGUUAAGAGAUCAAUUAAAGAAAUUGGCACAGAAAAAGGCAUUGGCCCCACGACUAAAGCAACUCAAAAAGUCUCGUACAGAAGAUUUGCAAAGUGGAGCAAAAAUUGAGGAAACUUCAUUCAUUAAUGGCAAGAGUGAAAACCAAGAGGGAAGCAAAUCCAAUAAAAGGAGCAGUGACGAAUCAAAUGUGGAAUUAUCAUUUGAGCACAAAUUGGGUGCAAUACUUUCAAAAGCUAGUACUUUUCCACAAACUGGAUCGAUUACCAGGAAAACCUCAAGCAUCACCACCCAACAAUCUAGAGGUGACGGAAAGUUGGAACACUUGACUAAAACCCGGGCCAAGGGCGCUAAGCGGAGAUUACCAAAAAAUUUACAAAAACAAGUUGUUAAUUCAAAAACCACCACCACCACCACCACGCCAAAGAGAAAACCAGUAGACGAAGAGGAAGAAUCAGCAAAUGUUUUGUCAAAGAUUAAAAAACCACCGCAGAUUAAAGAAAAACCAAAACAAAUCAACGUAAAACCAAGAGUGAUCAGCGGUGAUCUCUUUAUAUAG